Molecule: messenger RNA, 3477 nt
Organism: Coniosporium apollinis CBS 100218
Lineage: Eukaryota; Fungi; Ascomycota; Dothideomycetes
Exons: 7
Coding region: 1-3477 (1158 amino acids)
Biological process (GO): nucleoside transmembrane transport
Cellular component (GO): membrane
Molecular function (GO): nucleoside transmembrane transporter activity; symporter activity
Source: RefSeq, a predicted model, not a curated record
AUGGCGGAUCCUUCUCCAGUUACCCACAGGCACAACGCCUCUCCUGAGCGCGGGCUUGUGCUAAACAACGACCCGGCGUUGGAUACUGCCCACGAGCACCAUCAUGGCCAUAUGCAUCACGCGCCCAGUGCCGCGCAUGAUGACAAUGUUACCUACUCGAUAAACACCACCGCUGAGCCCAGUAUCAUUCCGGCACAAGAUCCUCUAGACGAUAAUCUGAGACGGCGGGGCCAUCCGGAAAAGAACGGGCACUAUGAUGAGAAGAACGGCGCCCUCAACUAUGAUCCUGAGAAGGGGAGUUUGAGCCCAAUCGGCGCAUCGGUGACCCAGGAAGAAGACCCGAAACGCCAUGGGUUUUCCGGGUUUUACAAGAAAUACAGAGUCUUCUUCCACGCGGCUAUUUGGUUGCUCUUUACUGGCUGGUGGAUCGCGAGCUUGGUCCUGCAUCGCAAUGACAAGAACUGGGUUGUUCCAUUCCUGCUCUAUCUCUGCAUCACCAUCCGCAUCGUAACCCUCUAUAUCCCUAUCACGGUCGUAACGAAACCAAUGCACUGGGUCUGGAACAAUACCGGGGUCCGCUUUACCAGUUACAUUCCCGAGAAGCUGCGGAUCCCACUGGGCGCUGCUCUAGUCAUUGCAGUCAUUAUUGUCGGGGCUUUCGCCAGCGAAGAGAGCCAGGACAACACGCGUGCAAACCGCGCCGUCAGCCUUUUCGGUCUGCUCGUCUUCAUCGGUGGAUUGUGGGCGACAUCGAGGAAUCGGGCUUUGAUCAACUGGCACACCGUCAUCGUUGGUAUGCUCGUCCAAUUCAUUGUGGCCCUUUUCGUUCUGCGCACGCAAGUUGGAUACGACAUCUUCGACUUUGUGUCCUUGCUCGCGCGUGAGCUCCUCCACUUCGCCGCCCUUGGCCUUGCCUUCUUGACGUCCGAGGAAACUACGCAGCUGCCCUGGUUCUUGACCGGAGUGAUUCCGCCGAUCAUCUUCUUCGUCUCCUUUGUCCAGCUGCUCUACUACUGGGGUCUCAUCCAGUGGUUCAUCGGCAAGUUUGCCGUGUUCUUCUUCUGGGCCAUGAAGGUCAGCGGAGCGGAGGCCGUGGUUGCGGCUGCCUCGCCCUUCAUCGGACAGGGUGAAUCUGCUAUGCUUAUCAAGCCCUUCGUGGCGCAUUUGACCCAAGCGGAGCUCCAUCAAGUUAUGUGCUCUGGUUUCGCCACCAUUGCUGGCAGUGUGCUUGUCGCAUAUAUCGGUCUCGGCAUCAACCCGCAGGCGCUCAUCUCUUCUUGCGUGAUGAGUAUCCCCGCUUCCUUGGCCGUCAGCAAGCUCCGCUUCCCUGAGACAGAGGAGACUCUCACGGCCGGCCGUGUUGUGAUUCCCGAUGAUGAUGAACACCGCGCUGCAAAUUCGCUACACGCUUUCGCCAACGGCGCCUGGCUCGGUCUCAAGAUCGGCGGCAUGAUCUCUGCUACCAUUCUCUGCAUUCUAGCGCUCAUCGGUCUGAUCGACGGCCUCUUGACCUGGUGGGGCCGCUACCUCAACCUCGAUGGCGACUACGAUCUUACCUUGGAACUCAUCUUGGGGUACAUCUGCUACCCAGUCGCUUUCCUCCUCGGUGUCUCACGACAAGGCGGCGAUUUGCUCAAAGUCGGCCGUCUGAUCGGCAUCAAGCUCAUCAGCAACGAGUUUGUUGCGUACGCGCUUCUGCAAAACGACCCCGAGUACGCCGACCUCUCGCCCCGCUCCACCCUCAUCGCUACGUAUGCUCUAUGCGGCUUCGCCAAUAUCGGCUCUCUUGGUACCCAGAUCGGUGUCUUGGGCCAGAUCUCUCCAGGCCGCAGUGGAGACGUUGCAAGAGUUGCUGUUAGCGCGCUUAUCUCGGGCGCGAUCUCGACCCUGACGUCGGCAACGAUUGCGGGAGCGGACUGCCCCUUCAGGCCGAUCAACAUUCCAAUCAAAGAUGUUGCUUUGAUUGGCAACCCUAUCGAGCGUGGCAUCUCAGGUGACAAGCGUAUGAUGCGUGGCAUGGCUAUGUCAGUUGGGAGUCCGCCGCAAGAAUUUGCGUUUAUGCCAGAGUGGCUAUUAAACAAUACUUGGCUAUUCGGGGAGCAAGGCUUCUGCGACACGUCUAUAUCAGAAGAGGCCUGCUUUACUCGCCGGGGCGGAGCUUUCAAAGGCGACAGAUCUUCUACGUUCAGCACAAUCAACAACGUUGCUACGGAGGACCGAGUUCUAUACGACAAUAACACCGUCAGGGCUGAAAGCUGGGGAAGAGAUGAAUUCGUACUGGCUCCAAACGUUACGUUGAGGGCCUUUCCAUUCGGCAUAGCAGGCUCGGACUGGGGUGGCGGUUAUCACACCCAGAUGAGCGUGGGCCUGGGCGCCAACUCGACCAUCUUAACCGCACUCAAAGAGGCUGGCAAAAUCGGUUCCAGGACAUGGUCGAUGUUUUGGGGUUUAACCGGCGCCACGCCGGAGGCCCAGAUGGAUGGCGCUUUCGUCUUUGGUGGCUACGACGCGGCGAAGAUCAAAGGGAACAAUGUCACCCAUGAUAUCAGACCUUCGGACAGAUGCCGGUCAGGUUUGGUCCUUCCGAUUACCGACAUACAAUUGAACUUCCCGAACGGCUCCAGUCCUUACGUAUUCUUUUCCGGGACCAUGAACGUUUGCAUCCAGCCGGAUCACCCUGUCUUGAUGACACUACCACUAGACCCUUACUACAACCGCUUCGAAGAACUCACUCAAACUACAAACAUUGGUCGCUCUAGCGGUAUCAACCACUGGGGGCACUUAUACGAUCCCGAAGAUGUCUUUCAAGGAGACAUGACCUUCAGCUUUGCAUUUGGACCAAAGAUACGCAUUUCGAACAGCCAGUUGGUUAUCCCGGACAUGAUGGUCAACCAAAGCGGCUACGUCGUCACCAAUACCAGUACGCGCGAAGUCGUGAUCAAUAGUAUCAAGGACUUUUACGCGGGCGACAUACCGAUCAUCGGCCGCCAGUUCCUGUCCUCCGCUUACAUCAUGGUCAAUCAAGACGAAAACACCUUCACGUUGUGGGAGGCAAACCCUACGAAGGACAUCAACCUCGUUGCUGUGGCCGAUGAUGAGACUAUGGCUACGCGCUGCCGCAUUGCUGAUGCAUCCUCGUCACUCGAGAGCACAAGUACCCGAGCCGCAGAUAGCGGUAACUCGGAUACUGGGUCUACGCGUCUCACGCCCGGCGUCUUGGCCGCCGUCUUCAUCGUUGCGGUUAUUGCUGUCGGCUCACUUGCUCUUGUGGCCUUCUGCCUGAGAAGAAGAUCGAGGAGGCGGAAACAAGCGGCGAUGGGAUUGACGCCACCCGAACCUCAGUACUCCAUAAAACCUGCAUACGACCCGGGGUUACAAGAGAUCGCGAGCUCCCAGCACGGACACGAGAUGUGGACGGAGAACAGAGGUGUUGUGCAUGAGAUGGAGCAGAGACGCGUUGUGCAUGAAUUGGGUUAG